Messenger RNA from Chanos chanos (milkfish), 469 nucleotides. RefSeq names its product cytochrome c oxidase subunit 7A2, mitochondrial. NCBI's taxonomy places the organism in Eukaryota, Metazoa, Chordata, Actinopteri, Gonorynchiformes, Chanidae. Gene Ontology annotation, biological process: regulation of oxidative phosphorylation; mitochondrial electron transport, cytochrome c to oxygen; mitochondrial respirasome assembly. The transcript is spliced from 4 exons. Gene Ontology annotation, cellular component: respiratory chain complex IV. The coding region runs from base 70 to 321 and encodes 83 amino acids. The record is from RefSeq and is a predicted model, not a curated record.
UAUUAGAGGAAGCGACUUUCGUCCUGUGUCCUUGUGCUUGUCCAGCGGUAACGACACAACGUUUUAAACAUGUUUAGGCACUUGAUGGCUCUUCGGCAGAUGUCCAGACGGACCAUUACCAGCAGUGCCCGUCGACAGGUAGACAACAAGGUCCCAGACAAGCAGAAGCUGUUUCAAGAGGAUAAUGGGAUGCCUGUUCAUCUGAAAGGAGGGGUAAAAGAUGCUCUGUUGUACAGGUUAACAAUGGCCCUCACUGUCUUUGGAAGUGGCUUUGUGGUGUAUGAGUUGUUUGAUGCUGCAAUGCCUAAGAAGAAGGAGUGAGCAUGCUCCAUAAUCUGUGUUUUCCAUUUCUCCUGUGCAGUUUUAAAUAUCAAUAAUCAGGAAGAUUAUUUGUCUUGUCAGUUUUUUUUUUCAUGUACAUGGGAUCAAUAUUUAUUGAUUGUAAUGUAAAACUAUCAUUCAAAAUAAA